Daphnia pulex (common water flea) is the source of this 3264-nucleotide messenger RNA. RefSeq names its product cyclin-dependent kinase 4-like (gene Cdk4). The coding region runs from base 804 to 1976 and encodes 390 amino acids. Gene Ontology annotation, biological process: protein phosphorylation; regulation of G2/M transition of mitotic cell cycle; regulation of gene expression. Gene Ontology annotation, molecular function: ATP binding; cyclin binding; cyclin-dependent protein serine/threonine kinase activity. NCBI's taxonomy places the organism in Eukaryota, Metazoa, Arthropoda, Branchiopoda, Diplostraca, Daphniidae. Gene Ontology annotation, cellular component: cytoplasm; cyclin-dependent protein kinase holoenzyme complex; nucleus. The record is from RefSeq and is a predicted model, not a curated record. The transcript is spliced from 7 exons.
UGCCGUCGAGAAAGUGCACAGUAACAGUCUUAAUCUUUUCAAGUGAAACAUAAAAUCGGUAAUAAAAAAUGAGUAGCAGGAUUUGCGUGCAAAUUGUUAAAAGAUUUACCGGAAUGUGUUGCCCGUUCGAAAGCCGCCAUUCGGUUUACAGCGGACCCCAUUUGAGAGGGGAGGGGCCAUCAUUGGGUGUAGUGCACCGGGAGGCAGGAGAAGAAGGGGGGGUCUGAAAAAUCGUCCUGGCCAUGCCCCCUUCCAUUUUUCUCCAUGGUCUCUCUCCAUUCAAUCCCAACUCUGCGUCCCAGUCAGAUCUCCAAGUCUUUCGCUCUCCUUCUUCUCUAAAAACACAAUUUCAAAGAAACUUGAGCACAUUUAUAUAUUCCUAAUCUCUCAUCAAUUAUAUGAACUGAACUGCCAUUCAAAAAAAGUGUCCAUCGUGUCUGUGCCCAAUUGAACCCAUCGACAAGUUUGACACGGUCUAAAUAACACUGAAUUUGGAAAUUUUAUUUUUGGAAAAUAUAUUAAUCAAGUGAACAACACGUCGAUAGCGGAGGAAUUCGCCAUUUUUCUGUCGCGUGGUUAGGGAUUUCAAGUGACCGGAUUGCCGAUUUUGAGCCUUGAUUUUUGGUGAUGGCGGCGAGGCGGACUGGCUAAUGCUGUGAUGGUCUCCUGGUUGUUGUCGGUGUAGGAGGCGACGCAAAGGAGUUGGGGAGUGUCGUCGUCAUCUCUGAAGACGGAAGUUCCGGCUGGUGGGCCCCCGCACGUUCCACCCCGUCUUUGAGCACAAGAAGCAACAAAAAUAAGUCAUGCCCAGCACAGCAGGAUCGAUGGCUUACAAAAAGUCUUCGAUGUCGUCCAAAGUCGUCGGUGUAGGAGAGCAACAACAACAACAACAGCAGCAGAGGCGUGCCAUGGGCGAUUCCAGUCAUUACGAAGAAAUCGCCCUCAUCGGCAAUGGAGCCUAUGGAACGGUGUACAAGGCCCGGGAUACGGCCAACGAGGGUCAAAUGGUGGCGCUUAAGAAGGUGCGGGUGCCGCUGACGGAAGAGGGCGUGCCCAUGUCGACGCUCCGGGAGAUUUCCCUACUCAAACAGAUGGAAAAGUACGAACACCCCAACAUCGUCCGGUUGUUGGAUAUUUGCCACGGCCCGCGGCUGGAGCACGAGCAACAGUUGGUCCUCUACAUGGUGUUUGAGCACGUGGAUCAGGAUCUUGCCUCGUACCUGGAACGGUGCCCAUCACCUGGUCUCGGAGCUGAACGCAUCAAGUACUUGAUGUAUCAGAUACUGAGCGGAGUGGAUUUCUUGCACGCCAACCGGAUCGUCCACAGAGACUUGAAGCCCCAAAACGUGCUGGUCACGGCGGCUGGACAGGUCAAGCUGGCGGAUUUCGGAUUGGCCCGCAUUUACGACGUUCACAUGGUUCUCACUUCAGUGGUGGUCACGUUAUGGUACCGAUCGCCGGAAGUGUUGUUGACGACAAGCUACGCCACUCCGAUCGACAUUUGGUCGUGCGGAUGCAUCUUCGCCGAACUCUUCCGCCGGAAGCCACUCUUUAGCGGCCAAUCGGAAGCGGAUCAACUUUCCAAAAUCUUCGAUGUGAUUGGAACGCCUUCGAUCGACGAAUGGCCAGAAACGUCGCUACCCUGGAACAAUUUCGCCAAUCGGCCGCCAACGUCCAUCAGCAACGCUGUGUCUUCAUCCGAGUUGUGUGAUGCGGGCGCUGAGCUCCUGGAACAGAUGCUGGCCUUCGACCCGGCCAGGCGAGUGACGGCCGCCGAGGCCCUGCAGCAUCGCUACUUUCGCGAAGACGGCUACACGCCCAUCACUUUCUCGCCGUCUUCCUCCUCUUCUCUUUCGAGCAGCAGCCCAGUGGCCGAUUCCGCUCGAUCCGACACGCCCGUCCCCAUGUCCUGCAGUAGCAACGACGACUCUGGCCACUCGUCGGCUGACGGCCAGCUACCCGAACCCGACAAUUGACUCGUGGAACUUUUUUAAUUUUUUCACGCUACCUCCGCCCUUCUUCUCUUUCUGUAACUUUGAUUUCCAUUUUUCACCUGGGGUGAAAUUCCUUUAUUUCCCGUUUUAUUUGAACCCCGUUGGUCAGCAGCAGCAGCAGUACUUUUUUUGUUUUCAAGUUUAGUUUUUUCCACAACCCGAAUCCAGCAACAACCAAUGCAAACAUGUCUAGAGUACAACAACCCAUAACAGCCACAGCAGUUUUUUUCUCUUUAGUUUCCUUCCGUGACUUCACUUUCCUCCUCCUCACACGCAAUUGGGUUUUGCGUGUUAACCAAACGACAACGAAAAUGAUAAUCUUGUUUUUUUUUUAAUGACUAUAAGGGAACGACUGUGAUAGUUUGCCGAAUUUGCUCUGCAGAGUCUACGGCGGAACGACAGAUGUCAACCUCCCCUUCAAUUUAACCCCCCCUUCAAAAAUCCUUUCAAUUAUAAACUUGAGCGAUCGUCAUUCCAUCGAAUCGGUCCGUUACUCGAUUCAAAUCAUGUCCUUAAAUCAAAUUUUUCCCCCAUCUUUUGUUACUUUUCCGGGACUCUUGGAUCCCUUUUUAAAAAAGCAACUUACAUAAGAAGGCCGAUUUCUCAUCUUACUUUACCAACAUACCCACUUACCCAUUGAAAUAAUAAUUAUUUUUUUCCCCCACUUUUACUUUCACUCUACAAUUGCGAAAUAAAUUAUUAUUUUUUUUUUCUUUCUACGAACGAAUGGGCGCCGUUUACGAAUUACAAUUGAAUCAUGAUCGUGUUGCAGUGCUAAGCCGAUUUUGCCCCGCCACAACAACCUUGUACUUGUACCUUACAGUGUUCGCCAAAUGGAAUGUCAUAAUUUUGUUUGUUUGUUUUUUCUUUCUUUUCUUUUUUCUGUAUCAUACUACUUUAUGUUCUGAAUAUCAUCUAGUUUUCUAUGGCCCGUUGUACAGCAUUGAAAAUAACUGGACAGAAGGAAGAAAUCAUUUUUUGACAAUAAGGAAACCGAACCUCUUGCCACAACAACAACAACAUAUCCGCAAUCUACACAUAUCCUACAGGUCUCCACAUCUCUCCAACUCGCCCUGACUUCUGCCCACAUCCUCACAGUCUCAUUGAAACUUUCUACAUAUCAGAAAAGAAAAACCGCCAGGUUACAACAGUCUCAACAACUCAAAGUAGUCUCCUUUUUUUAUUUUUAUUCCAUUAUUUUUAUUUUUUUGCUAUUAGUCGCCCUUCACUGGCGAUCCGCCAUAAUCGAGAAAAUAUAGAAAAAAUCCAA